Messenger RNA from Parnassius mnemosyne (clouded apollo), 2228 nucleotides. The record is from the annotation of a GenBank genome assembly. NCBI's taxonomy places the organism in Eukaryota, Metazoa, Arthropoda, Insecta, Lepidoptera, Papilionidae.
AGUACUCGAUCGCAACACACGGUGAGUGCCUGCGCACACUCCGCACGGCACUACACGCGAAUGCAGCGAUGCACGUGCGUAAAUUCGCCGUCGAUAAAUUCGAUCUAGUGAGAUCCGUUUUAGAUGUUUACAAUCGAUAAAUCAAAUCUGUUGUAGAAAUUCGCGUGUGAUUGUGUGUGUGGACUUUGCGACGGACGAAUCUUGACAUUAUUUCCCCGCUUCCCCUACAAAAUGAGAAAGAUCAUGAAUCGGCCAAAACUGCACUUGGGGAUACUACUCAUGAUAUGGAUAGUGGGCGGUGGGGACGGCUACAGCUGCCCGUACGGUCACCAGUGCGGUUUUGAACCCGCGCCGCCUGGUCGAGCGCCCCCCUGUGCACAACCGGGCCUCACCUACUGCCUUCAACCAGAACCUUACCCAGAGCAUAUUAUCCAGAAGUUGAUAGAGGCCGGGCAGUACGACAUUCGGACGUUACUGUCGGACGAAAGCCGAGAUGAAUUCGAGUCGAAGAAGAAAGGCGCGUAUCCGUACGGGUAUGGACCGAAUUCGCUGCCGCACGUUGACCAAAUUUCACUGGUGAAUGAUGCGCAUUACCCAAAAGACGCCAACAAGUAUCACGGUCGAUAUAACCAUGACGUUCUCAUUGAAAAAACGCCACUCCAACCUCCGUCACCAGUCGAUCCGUCCUCCUACAACAUUGGCGCGUACCAAGCUGCCAACUUCUCAAAAUUCGGUUUCAACGGCUACUGGAGUCCAACAAAUCAGUACGAAUAUGACAGGAAAGGCUUGACACAACACCGUGUAGCCCCGAACCUAGAUGGAUAUAACCAUGGAUUUUUCAACGGACCUAAUCUAUACCAGGGUUACGACUCGAAUUGGUAUAACCAGCCCACGAAUCACGGUGUGACGCAGUAUAAUCCAAAUGAAUGGUGGAAGUAUAUAACACCCACACGAUCCGACGACGUGACGAUCGAGCGAUCCGUAACGUUCCCGACACGCACGACUACGAUCCGCAGGCCGGCGCGACGGCGACGCAACGCCGACCUCGUGAAAGCUGCGGAACAGAAAACUCUGACAGGCGCGGAGGCAUUGAGGAUAGCUUUGGGAUUAGCCAACGAGGACAGCUCAGCUGAAAGGCCAAGGCGACAGGCUCAGGACUCUCUGGAGCUGUGUCGUGUUAGAACACAGUUUAUAACUCCCCGUGCCGCUCUUAACAAUAAGGGCAACUGGCGGUACGUUGUCAAUAUGGCAGACAAUAUGACGCAACUUGUACGAGCUGAAAUUUGCGCGUCUACUGAAUGCAACGGUUUAUGCACAUUACCUCUUGGAUACACUUCCCGUUGUGAACAAAAAUAUAUUCAAAAGCGACUUGUUGCAUUGGAAUCGAGUGGCCAAACACUAUACACCGAUUUGUUUUGGAUCCCUAGCUGUUGUCAGUGCACAAUUAUUAACAAUAAUUAAAUCUUUAAUGUAGAUUAUAAUGUUAAUUGUGAUGAAUUUUUGUUUAUAAAAUAAUUAUUUUGUUUCCUCUACUUGAUAAUAGAUGACGCUGUAAGGUAAGCACAAAAGUCAUGUGGUUUAAUUUACGUCUUAUUGUUAUUUACGAAACAUUUUUAUUAUUGAUUUCUAAUUUAUAUCAAAAAUUAUACAUUUUAAUAAAAAUAUCUUUUUUUAAUGUAUUUAAAAACAUCGAUUUUUUCUUUUUAUUAUUUUCCUUUUAUGAAUGGGCGAAUAUUGUAAAUGGCCACAUAUGCGGCACGUACGAAUGUAUAUAUAUACUUAGUUUGUAUUUUAUCUGUAUUAGAUUGUUCACUUUAAUUUAAGCAUUAUUUUAAAAGUAUUCGUUGAUCUCUCAGACAUAUUCUGAGCGCAAUAAUAAAGUUCUCAAUAAUAACAUAAGCAACCAAUGUUUAUUCAGCUUUAGAGCAAAUUAGUAACUACUUUUUAAUUACACUCAUGAAGUUAAAAUAAUUAAUUUUAACACUAUGUAUAAAAACUGGUGCUUGUUUAAAUUUUUGUAUAAUUUCCAAGUUUGUAAUUUAAAUCUUCCUAUUAUGUUCAACGGAAUCUGUAUUAAAGAUGUGUUAGUCGAUAUUAUAUAUUAUAUUUUAUAGGACAUAUUGUAAUUAAAAUGUGCUGUGCGAACGUUAACAGUAGUAUAAUAGCGCAAUAGUAAAAAUCGGGUUUAUACAUAGUUUUUAAUAUUAAAGUAAAUUAUUUCAUCGUGU